Messenger RNA from Plasmodium malariae, 3888 nucleotides. It is a transcript of the gene ABCB4, whose product is annotated as ABC transporter B family member 4, putative. Gene Ontology annotation, cellular component: membrane. Gene Ontology annotation, molecular function: ATP hydrolysis activity; ABC-type oligopeptide transporter activity; ATP binding. The record is from RefSeq and is a predicted model, not a curated record. The transcript has a single exon. Lineage: Eukaryota; Apicomplexa; Aconoidasida; Haemosporida; Plasmodiidae. Bases 1 to 3888 code for a protein of 1295 amino acids. Gene Ontology annotation, biological process: transmembrane transport.
AUGAAACAGAAUAAGCUAAAAAAUGUUUGUUCCAUCGAGUGUUGUAUAAAAUGUAAAAAUAAAAAGCAAAACAAAAAUCAUUUCUAUAGUUUCGUAAAUAGAAAAUGUGUUCUAGAAAGAAAGAAAAAUUGUAAGUUACAUUUUAACAAAAUAAAUUAUUUGUUAAAUGGAAGAAAAAGAAUUAAACAAUGGAACCAAAAAAAAAAAUUAAAUUAUGUCAAAAGAAAUAAUGUUUUUUUUCUCUCCCUACAUAAUAGAAAAGAGGAUGAAAUAUCUGACGAAAAAAAUAUUUUCGCAAGUAUAUAUUCGAAAAUGUUGGAAAAGGGUAAAUACAAAAAUAGCUUGUUAAAUGAUGUAGCAAGACUAUUUAAAAUAAUACGAGAAAGUAAAUACAUGUUUCUCGUGGGAUUUUUAUUAACCAUCAUAUCUUCAGUUGUUGAUUCUUUUAUUCCUAUCUUUUUAUCAAAAACGCUCUCUUAUGUAAUGGAUAGGAGUUCAACAAUUGUCCAAAAGAACAAUUCGCCAUGUAUGAUAUCAUUGAUAAAUUAUUUUAAAUUUAAUAAUCCUAUUUAUAAGUAUGUAUUAAUUUCCCUAUUAGGCAUAUUAUUGUCAUCCUUUCGGUCAUAUAUAUUUAAUGUAUGUGCAUAUUUAAGUACAAACAAAUUGCAGAAUCAUCUAUUUAGAGUAUUGCUGUAUAAACAUAUAAACUACUUUAAGAAAAAAGGUAGAGGAGAAUUGAUAAGUAGAUUAAACUUAGAUUCUUCUGAAUUAAUUGAUAUAUUUACCACUAACAUUAUUGUACUGUUAAGAAAUAUUAUAAAAAUGGUAUUGUCUUUUUAUUUUCUGUAUAAAAUAAAUGUACACCUAUUUAUAGUUUCCUUCCUUAUCGUUAUAACUAUUUCGAAUAUUUCUAUAUUUUUUUCAAAUAUUUUUCGUAAAUUGGCAAAAGAAGAGAGUAAUGAUGUUGCAUAUUCAAAUAAUAUUGUAGAAGAAUCCAUCAAUAAUUUUUCUCUUAUAAACACCUUCAAUACACAUAAUAAAGAAAUAGAAAAAUUCACAAAAUCUUUAGAUAAUAUUUAUAUGUGUAGAAUGAAAUUAGGUUUAUUAUAUAGUAUAGAAAAGCUUUUAAUACGUUUGAUUGAUAUGUUAACCCUUAUAGUAACCCUAAUUUUAAGUAAAAGAACCUUAAAAAAUAAUAUUUAUUCAGAUUCUAGAACUGUUAUUUCUUCAGUUAUAUACAUGCAAAAUAUUAUAUCCCAGUCAUGCACUAUUGAACAACAAUAUUCAAGAGUCCAAGAACUUAUAGGUAAUGCAGAGGAUAUCAUAAAAUUAAUUGAAAAGGAAUCUAUGAGUAACAGUCAGAAUAAAUUGAGUUCUAAUAAAUAUCAUUUUACAAAUCUUUACAAUUUUGUUGAUAUAAAAAAUGUAAUACUUAAAUACCCCCUUAUAAAAAAAUUUCAAGCCAUUCAAAAAAAUGCUGAAUAUGUUGCCAAUAUUAUUAAACCUAAUUAUUUGAAACUAUUUGAAAGAAAUUAUAAUAAUUUAUGCAAAUUGUUCAUAAGUGACAGAAAAAGUUUGAAAGAGGAUAAUAUUAUUUCCCUUGCAUUUAUUGAAGACAGGCAAUUCAAAAAAAAUAUAAACGGAAAUUCUCUUAACAAUACACAGACAAACAUUAAAGAGGAGGGAAUUUAUCACCAAACAGAAAGUAAUACGAACAAUAUUUCAACGAAUGGAAAAUUUACAAUUCCAUUAGAUGAAAAAAAAACGAUAGUUGAUUUUUCUCAAACUUUGAAGGAGGAAGUUCAAUUUAGUAACUUACCACAAACUCAUAUGAAAAAUGUAGCGGUAGAUAAUUCCUAUAAUAAAAAUGAAAAAAUAUCAAAUAUAUUAAAAAAAAAUAAACCUGAUAUAAAUAUUCAAGAAAUAUAUAAUUUCAUUAAAAAUGAACAUGAACUUAUAAUCAAAUAUAAGCUAGAUAAAAAAUUUAUAAAUUUUUUAAGAACCAAAUAUAAAAAAAAUAUCAUAUUGUUAAUAUUAAAAUUAUAUGAAGAAAGAUAUAAUUACAUAAGUGAAGAAUUUCUGUUUAUGUUUGAUAACAUUAGCUCUUUCAAAAAAUUAUCUAUUCAAGACAAAAAAAGUAUCCUAAAGUUGAGUAACAUAACAAAUGACACGUUAUAUAUUAUUCUACUAACUUUCUUAUUUUAUAAUUAUUCCAAAUUUUAUUAUAAGAAGGAAAAAAAAACUCCUAUAAACAUUGUAGAAAAAAAGUCGAAAACUGCAGGUGUCAUUAUAUCCGAUAAUAACAUAUCUGGAAAUAGUAAUACCUCUAGCAGAAAUAAUACGAGUGAAGCGGAUUAUACAACUAUAGAUGACAUUAGUAUGAAUGACAUUUUAAAUGAUACUGCUAUAAUAGAUUUGACCACAAGUCUUGAUAAAAACGAAAAUGCUACUGUAGAUAGUAGUAAUAGCACAAGUAAUAGCUCCAGCAGCAUUUAUAGUAAUAUGAGAAAAAAUGAUAACACUGGAAUAUGUAUCGGAGAUACACAUAAAAUUAGUGAAUUUCAAUUGCAGAAUGAACAGGAAGAACAGAAGAGAGAAAAAACAACUUUAUCCUCAUCGGCACAUGCAUGCAUGAGUGAGGAAGAAAUAAUGAAAAAAACUAAAAACAAAAAAAACAAAAAAACAAAAAAUUUGAAUAGUGCAUUGCCAUAUAUAAUCCAAAAUGCUAUCAAAGAAUUAGAGAUUUUAAAAUUUAUUGAUGAAAAUUAUAAAAACAUAAACGAAAAUUUAAUAUUAGAUAAUAUAAAAGAUGCUAAAAAAGGAAGCACAUUAGUUUUUGAAAAUGUGGAUUUCUAUUUUGCAAAAUAUCCGAAGAAUAAAAUUUUAUCAAACAUUAAUUUACGCUUUUCGAAUAAAUAUACAUAUGGAAUUUUAUGUUACAAUGAUUCGGGGAAAAAUGAUCUAUCGAAAUUAUGUGCUAGAUUAUAUAAUAAGACUUAUGGAAAUAUAUUAUUGGAUAAUGAAAAUAUUGAGAAUAUAUCAAAAUAUAUUUUAACAAAAAAAAUAUCAGUCGUAGAGGAAGAAACAUAUUUAUUUAGUGAUAGCAUAAUAUACAACAUACUUUAUUCCUAUAACUGUAGAUUAAAAUCUAGUAAGAAUUUAUCCUAUUUAAAAUACAAUUUCAAAUUUAAUAAAAUUAAUAUAAACAGUUGUGUACACUUAUUUUCUUCUGAUAAUGAUAAUACUACAAAUGAAAAUGAUGAAGAAAACAAAAAAAUAAAGAAUGCUCAAAGUUUAAACAAACAAAUUAUUAGUACCAACGAGAUAAAUGAACAGAUUUCUACGAAUAACGAGAUGAAUGAGCAAAACAAUUUUUCACAUUUCAAAAAAUGCCUAAUGUGUGGAAAAGAAAUAAAUACAAAGUUACUAGAAGAGCAGAGAAAAAAAAAAAGUUAUAACAAAUAUAAAGUGCACUUCAUAAAAAAACUAUAUAAAGAAAUAAUAAAAGUGUCUAAAAUUGUUCGUAUAAAUGAUUUAAUAAAUUCAUACAAAAACAAAUUCUUUCAUAAUAUUAAUGAAAAAAUUUUGUCAGGCGGGCAGAAGCAAAAAAUAUCCUUAGCUAGAGCUAUUAUAAAAAAACCGAACAUUCUAAUAUUAGAUGAAGCAUUUAAUGCUUUGGAUUCAGUAAAUGAGCUAAAAAUUUUUUCAAGUAUUAAAAACUACUUACCUAAUUGUACUAUAAUAAAUCUUUCUCAUAAAAUUACGACAAUUAAUCGAUGUGACUAUAUUUAUGUUUUAAAGGAUGGAAAAAUUAUAGAACAAGGUUUAAGAGUGAAAUUGGAACAGAACAGGAACAGUGUGUAUGCCAAGAAGCUUAAUGAAAUUUAG